AUGUUGAGCUUUUUUGCAUGCUUAUCUUUAUCUCUCCAUGUUGAUAUCAAUGGUCAAGAAUAUGAUGGCGACUCUUUAACCGAUAUCAUUCAAAAGUACGGUAUUUCAAAAGAGUCAGUUCAAACAAUUCAUAUUAUCUCCGGCGAUUUCAAUAUGGAUGAAUUUAAAUCCUCUGAAUAUGAAAAUCUUGCUAGUUUCGAACUUAAUUCAGGGUGUUUUAAUGGUAAACUUACAUUUCAAAAUUUUGGAAAUUCAAUUUAUCUCCAAAAAUUAAUUCUUAGAGGUGAUAUCUCAGUUGAUGCUAAUGUCAGUGAUAAAAGUGAUAACAUCGAAGAACUAUAUUUUUCAAAUUUGGAAUCAAUUCCAGAUAAAUGCCUUUCUCAGUCAUAUAAACUGAGAAAUGUAACAAUAAAUGGCCCAACACAUAUUCCGGAUUUUGCAUUUGAAAAACAGCGAACGUUAACAUACUUUUAUAGUAAUACGGUAACUCAGGUCGGAAACGGUUCAUUUUUUAACUGUGAAAAUCUCAAAGAAGUUAAGUUGGAGAAUGUGAUAUUCGUUAAUGGUAGUGGUUUUGAAGGUUGCGGAUCUUUGGAACAUAUUGAAAUUCCUCAUGUAAAAACAAUUGGAUAUACCGCAUUUGAGGAUACAUUUUUUUUAAACAAUUGUGAAUUUCCAGAACCGACAGACAUAGGACUUGGUGCAUUUCGAAAUUCUGGCAUUGAAAACAUUAGUAUGCCUAAUGUAGUUCAUAUUGGUGAUAUGGCAUUCCAUAAAUCAGAUGUUAAAAUUACAAAAUUAGAAAAUCUCAUUUCAAUUGGCGAUAUGGCAUUCGAUCGGACUAGUAGAUUAAAAGAUCUUGAAUUUCCUCAUCUAAAAGAAGUUGGCGAAUAUGCAUUUUCAGACAGUCCUGUUAGAUCUGUUAAUUUUCCCGAAGUUGAAAGUCUUCCUUAUGGAGUUUUUCAGAAUGCCGGAGAUCUAACAAAUGUAAAUAUACCUAAUCUGAAAUCUAUUUCUGAUUUUUGUUUUGCUGGAUGCUAUAUUUUAGAAACAGUUUCUUUUGAGGGACUUACAGAUCUUCCUAGUGCUGCUUUUCAAGAAUGUGAAAUGUUGAGAGAAGUUAAUUUUCCAAAUGUUCAAACCAUAGGCAUGUAUUGUUUUUCUCGAUGCGAAAAACUUAGUACUGUUAAAUUUGGUGAUGUUGUAAGUAUCGGUGAAUGCGCAUUCAAUAAAUGCUCAUUAGGAAAUAUUUCAUUUCCAAAACUAAAGUAUGCAGGUCCAUAUUCAUUUAGCUAUUGUGGAACAUCAUCAGAUACAGUAAUUUUCGAUUCUUUAGAAUAUUUGACUGAAUUAUGCUUUGCAGAGGCUUUCUUUAAUUGCAUUCAUUGUCCAAAUGCAUUGGUUGUCGAAAAUUCUAGCUUUUAUAAUUCUUAUGUUAGAAAUGUUGAACUAGAAAGAGCUGAAGUUAUUCAAGAAAAUGCAUUUCGCAAUUCAAUAUGGAUUGAGAAUAUAAGCUUUCCAAAUGUUAAAGAAGUAGGAAUGAAUGCAUUUUCAAAUUCCCGAAAACUCACAACAGUUGUUUUAGAAAAUGUAAUUUCGAUUGACAUUGAAGCAUUUAAGGAUUGCAAAUCACUCAAAAAUGUCACAUUCAAUAAUUUGAAAAACAUUUCAGGAUCUGCAUUUUUAAAUUGUGAAUCAUUAACGUAUUUGGAUUUAUCAUCAGUUCUACAAAUGACAGGUGACAGUGUUUUUGAAAACUGUACAUCUUUAGAAACAAUUAUUCUCUCAAAUCUUUCAGUUGUUGAUCCAAGGGCAGAAGAUACAUUUAGUCACUGUUAUUCUCUGAAGAAUAUAUAUUUCGGUGACAAGCCUCCUGAUGUUUUCAAUUCUAUUAUCUCAUUCAAAGGUAUAGAAAUUCAUGUUCCAUAUCUCUCUUCAUGGCUUAACUAUAUUCCUCAAUCAAGAGAAAUCGGACCAUCUUCAUAUGAUUGGUAUGGAUUUAUUUUUCAUACACAAUCUCCAACACAAACUAUCUCUCCAUCACAAAGUAUCUCUCCAACACAAAGUAUAUCUCCAACACAAACAAUAUCUCCAACACAAAGUAUCUAUCCAACACAAACAAUAUCUCCAGAACCAACUCAAUCAAUUACUUAUUCACCAACACAUGAUGCUCAAAAAAUAUAUAAAGUAAUAAUAAUCGCAAUUUCUUCUUCUGCAAUUAUCAUUAUUACUGUAUUAAUUAUCAUUGUGUUUUGUCUUUAUCGUAGCAAGAAGACAUAUGGCUUGGACUCCAAAUCAAUUUUAGAAACUAAUCAAAUAACAUCAAUGAUAUAA
Messenger RNA from Trichomonas vaginalis G3, 2334 nucleotides. Its product is annotated as antigen BSP-related family. The transcript has a single exon. NCBI's taxonomy places the organism in Eukaryota, Parabasalia, Trichomonadida, Trichomonadidae. The record is from RefSeq and is a predicted model, not a curated record. The coding region runs from base 1 to 2334 and encodes 777 amino acids.